Messenger RNA from Glycine soja, 1993 nucleotides. Its product is annotated as lysophospholipid acyltransferase LPEAT1-like. Gene Ontology annotation, molecular function: lysophosphatidylethanolamine acyltransferase activity. Lineage: Eukaryota; Viridiplantae; Streptophyta; Magnoliopsida; Fabales; Fabaceae. Gene Ontology annotation, cellular component: endoplasmic reticulum. The transcript has 8 exons. Gene Ontology annotation, biological process: phospholipid metabolic process. The record is from RefSeq and is a predicted model, not a curated record. The coding region runs from base 239 to 1372 and encodes 377 amino acids.
CGUGCAUUUCAUGAAAAACAAAACAAAAAAAAGAAAGAACCUGACCCAGGAUGAGGAUCGCGUGAGCACUCCUCUUCAGAUCCGCACAAGCAUUGCAUAUCAAAUCAAGCAUCCUGUUCCUUAUCUCUGUCUCUGCAUUUCCCUUCCUUCUUCUUCUCUCUCUCUCUAAAACCCUAAUUCUAUACAUGGAAGGGAAAUCUCAAAUCUAAUGACUAAUUAAUUAAUCCAUCGAUCAAGCAUGGAGUCCGAACUCAAAGACCUCAAUUCGAAGCCGCCGAACGGCAACGGCAACAGCGUUCGCGAUGACCGUCCUCUGCUGAAGCCGGAGCCUCCGGUCUCCGCCGACAGCAUCGCCGAUAUGGAGAAGAAGUUCGCCGCUUACGUCCGCCGCGACGUGUACGGCACCAUGGGACGCGGCGAGUUGCCGACCAAGGAGAAGCUCUUGCUCGGUUUCGCGUUGGUCACUCUUCUCCCCAUUCGAGUCGUUCUCGCCGUCACCAUAUUGCUCUUUUAUUACUUAAUUUGUAGGGUUUGCACUCUCUUCUCUGCGCCCACUGGCGAAGAGGAACAGGAAGAUUACGCUCACAUGAGUGGGUGGAGGAGAACCAUUAUUGUUUCGUGUGGACGCGCCCUCUCCAGACUCAUGCUUUUCAUUUUCGGCUUUUAUUGGAUCCCCGAAUCGAACUCUGCCUCUCAGGAAGACAAGAGUCGGCAGCCCGAAGAGUUGAGGAGACCUGGCGUAAUAAUUUCUAAUCAUGUGUCGUACUUGGAUAUUUUGUAUCACAUGUCUUCCUCAUUCCCUAGUUUUGUUGCUAAGAGAUCAGUGGCUAAACUUCCGCUAGUCGGUCUCAUCAGCAAGUGCCUUGGUUGUGUCUAUGUUCAGCGGGAAUCAAGGUCAUCAGACUUCAAGGGUGUUUCAGCUGUUGUCACUGACAGAAUUCGAGAAGCUCAUCAGAAUGAGUCUGCUCCAUUAAUGAUGUUAUUUCCAGAAGGUACAACCACAAAUGGAGAGUUCCUCCUUCCAUUCAAGACUGGUGGUUUUUUGGCAAAGGCACCGGUACUUCCUGUGAUAUUACAAUAUCAUUACCAGAGAUUUAGCCCUGCCUGGGAUUCCAUAUCUGGAGUGCGCCAUGUGAUAUUUCUCCUGUGUCAGUUUGUGAAUUAUAUGGAGGUGAUCCGAUUACCUGUUUACCAUCCUUCACAGCAGGAGAUGGAUGAUCCCAAACUAUACGCUAAUAAUGUUAGAAGGUUGAUGGCUACUGAGGGUAAUUUGAUACUUUCUGAUAUUGGGCUAGCUGAAAAACGAAUAUAUCACGCUGCUCUCAAUGGUAAUAAUAGCCUGCCUAGUGUUUUGCAUCAGAAAGACGAAUGAUAAUUUCAUGGCCCCCCGUCUCAAAUGAAAUGUAGUUCCCGUCGAGUUUUAGUUUCAAACUUAGUAUCUGCUUAUGAAUGGACAGCUUGUGUGUGAGGGGUAUUUAUAGCUAAAUAGUACACAUUCACCUAAACAUCUGAAUGGUACUUGUGUAAUUUUCUUGUAAAUAAUGUGACCAAUAAUGUUUUAAUUGCUGGUGAACUCAAUUGAGCCACACAAUUCAAGAUCUAUAAGUUUUACUGUUCUUCGUUCUCGUUUUGAUUGUGAUAAAUGACCCGACUCAUUUGAGAGAGGCCAUGUUACCUUAGAUCUGAACCUUCUCUUUCGUUUUCCUGCAGGUUUGUUUUCCCAAUGCUAAUUCAUCGGAUUCGUGGUCUGUAUAUUCAUUGUAUGGUUCCAUUAUUUAUCAGGAAAGAAAAAGUAAAUUAAUAUAGAAAAUUCUGUGCAGAACAAGUAUUCAUACUUGAAAAUGUAUUUAUCUGAUAAUUGUCUCUAGAGCAUUAACGGAUUUCUGAGCAGGGUUCAAUGUAUCUAUAUUUUUGGUCAUCUUGUAGGGUCAAUAGGAUCCACUUCAAUAUAGGGUGUUACAAAAUAUGAUUUCCGAUUCUUGUUAUUAUUCAA